Penicillium cinerascens is the source of this 279-nucleotide messenger RNA. RefSeq lists its product as uncharacterized. Lineage: Eukaryota; Fungi; Ascomycota; Eurotiomycetes; Eurotiales; Aspergillaceae. The coding region runs from base 1 to 279 and encodes 92 amino acids. The record is from RefSeq and is a predicted model, not a curated record. The transcript has 2 exons.
AUGAUCCGGCACAAAAGUAGCGAGCAAACGGGUGGCUCUCUCGCCGAUGAAGCUCAAGAGGAUCUUCAGAACAAUACCAUUUCAAAUGGAUUAGACUUUGACAAUCCGGGGCAGCUCACCUGCGAAACAUCUUCCGCCUCGUCAACAAGCUCGACUGUCAUUAUGAGCGACAAUGAGUUUUCAAGAGCACUCAACCCAGCGACAAAAAAUGAUUAUACCAUAACCAGAGCUGACGAUGACGUAAAGAGACAAAAUUUUGAAGGCAAGUACCAGUAUUGA